UCGCUUACUUGUAAGGCCACGUCUCCCAGUCCUUGCUUAUAUCCAACUUCUUAUAUAAAUGCGCCCCCACGUCUCCUAUUGCAAGAAGUGCUCUCUCUCAAUCUCUGUAAAUUAUUGGAUUCUGCUACUGCUGACCAAAGGCUCCAUGGAUAGUAGCUUCUCUUCUGUUUCUACUCAAGAUUAUUAUGAUCAAGAUCGACAUCAAGAACAAUAUCAUUAUCAAGAUGAUGGUGAUCAAGAACACCCUAAAGAAACUACCCACUCUGAGGCUACGGUAAUCAAUCUCAUAGACUCUCUCAAUGCAGGAAGUUGGUCCACUACUCGGAAGAGAACGUUCUGUUUCUGUGACUCUUCUUGUUUGAAUCAUGUGAAUCAAAAGAUUCUUGAAAGAAUUCCUACCAUGAUUCUUCUUAAAUCUAUGGGUUUUGCCAAAAAGAAUAUAUCGGAUGUUUUGCGAGACAUGGGGAACGAGAAGAUGAAGCAAAAUAUUGAAGAGACGGUGCAGCAGUGGUGUUCAACGAAUAACUCCGACACUAUCUCGGAGGAAUCGGCUGCUACUCCUACUGAUAGGAGGAAGAAGAGAUGUACUGAUAUGGGAGUCCUUAAGAAGUCCAUGAAGAAGAAAAAGAAGAUGGAUAUCAAGUUAAAAAGCCUAUCAGAAUUGGUUGAUUCCAAGGGUUCUUAUGUAUGCAAAGAAUGCAACAAAGUGUUUGAUGAUUUCCGUGCACUUGGUGGCCAUACAGCUUCUCACAACAGGAACAAGAAGGCGGAGAAUGCGCCGUCGGAGGAAUUAGGGACGGGAGGAGGAGAUUUAGACAGAGGUUCAAGUUUGGCAGAACUAGCAGUUGAUAACAAAGGGAAGAGAUAUGAGUGUGGCAUGUGUUCAAGGAGGUUUUCAACAGGGCAGGCGCUUGGAGGUCAUAAAUCUUAUCACCGGAAAACGGCCUGUGGUGAAGUUCAAGAGGUCUCCGGCGAAGGAACUGUCCCUGCAAAAGAUGCAGAUUUAAAAUUUGAGAUUUGAAUGCCCCUCCAGAUGAGUUGGCGUAGAGUGCUUAAUCCAUAGGGUAGUGGUAAUACAGGGUAUUAAUUCAAAUUUUUGUAGGGUAGAGAUAAUACAGAGUAUUGGUUCAAAUUUUUUUGCUGGGAAAGACAUUGGUUU
This is a messenger RNA of Manihot esculenta (cassava), 1159 nucleotides long. RefSeq lists its product as uncharacterized. NCBI's taxonomy places the organism in Eukaryota, Viridiplantae, Streptophyta, Magnoliopsida, Malpighiales, Euphorbiaceae. The record is from RefSeq and is a predicted model, not a curated record. Bases 59 to 1021 code for a protein of 320 amino acids. Gene Ontology annotation, biological process: response to stress; response to chitin. The transcript has 2 exons.